ACCAGGCAUUCUCUGACCAGGCUCUGGACACAACAUUAAUCAAGCAAUCUUCAUUAUCGUUAUCAACAAGUGCUUUUCGAAAGAAAAUGCCGUGUUGUGCAGCCUAUGGUUGCUCUGUACAGCCCGGACGUGGUAAACGUCUGCAUUAUUUCCCUCGGGAACCUACUAGGAGGAAAUUGUGGGAGCAGAGGGUCAGAAGGAAGAACUGGAAGGCGAAUAAUUUUUCCUUGUUGUGUGAGGACCACUUUGACGAGACACAGUAUGAGAGUCACAGGGCUGACGGUCUCAGGAAGCUCAAGCCAAAUGCUAUUCCAACUCAGUUUGUCUUCACAAAACCAAAGACCUCUCGUUCCAGAAGACCUCCAAACAGACACAUUACCAAUUCAGUUGCCCUGAAAGAUGUGAUGGUGUCUGAUGGUGCAACAAAGAAAGUUAGUCAGGAUCACUCAUAUUGUAGUACCUCCCUUGAUACAGCUCAGCCUGAGAUACACAGAAGCGAGCCCAGUGCUGAUGAUGGCACGGAACAGGGUAUUCCAGAUUGCAAUCCUAACAGUAUAAACGUGGACCUGCCAAGCAACAACCCCACACAAUGGGUGUGUUUGCCUCAUGCAUCGUGUCCUGUUAUGAGCUGUGAAGAAAAGCUGAAAGCCUUGGCGAACAAGGUAUUAAGACUACAGCAGACCCUCGCCAAGGAAAGGCGAGAGAAGUGGAAGAUUCUCAAACAGAGAAAACAGCUGGAGGAAAAAGUUUCAAGAGUUUUCAACAAAGAUCAGCUCGCCAAGCUCUGUCAGUCAAGUACACGAGGGACAAAAUGGUCAGAUGACACAAUCAAAAAGGGCCUUCAGUUACAGUUGGUGUGUGGAGUGGCUGGAUAUGAGCUGCUGCUUGCCCAAAAACAACCUCUACCAUCAGUUAGAUCACUGAGAAGAGUGCUGGUACUGGAGAAAAAAAGUCCUUCACUUUGAUGUGGCUGCUUGUCCCAGGGGAUUUCAUUGUAUAGCUCUUUGACACUGAGAAACAAAAUGUCACUUAUUGUUUAGUUGGACUCUUUUGUGUAUGGCUCUGGUUUACAUCAAACACACUGGUGAACUUCAUUGUGACAACACAACAAACAGUCUUGGAUACUUCGUUGAGGUUUGCGACUGAUUUGAACUUUUCAACAAAGUUAACACUAAACUGUAGCAUUUCACCUCCCACCCUCUUUCAACAGUGUAAACUACCUCCUGAAAGAAAACAGAUGAAUAUACUGUAUGUUUUUUUUUUUUUUUACUGGGGCCUUGAUCUAUCUUAAUUUCUAGACUUGGAUACAUUUUCUUUAACCAGUUUUCUGUUUUUCAAAUGGAUGUUGUGGCUUCAAUGUUUCACUGAUUCACCCCAAGAACAUUCCACUGAACCAUUCGCCCAGAUCUUCCAUGUCAGACAAGCUCUGCUGGCCUGUCUUGUUCAGUGCUGCUCUACCCAUCUUUCCAUGACAGCCAUUGGCAUUCAAUGUCUGUCAUGGAUUCAAGGCCUAUUUGUCUUCAAAUAAAACUCAGGGAUGAUAUUGCAAUACAUUACAUUAUCAGUCAUGGAAAUUCUAGGCUUUUCUAUGUGGUGUCGUGUGUACAUAAUCUACUCACACAUCAGGGUCCAUCAGCAUCUACAUCACUACUCAUUACUCAUUCUGCAUACUGUUUUAGCCAAAGAAACUUGACACUCGAGCAAUGACACUCUUUAGGCCCUCAGGAUAGUAGAAGACCUUGGAGUAAGCACCAAGUACUAAAUCUGUUUAAAAUGAUGAAGUACAAGAACAGGUAAAGAACAAUGCAGUGGGUUUGUUAGGGGAGGUUGUUGGAGGAUUUGGGGCAGGACUUGUCACACAAGAGUUUCAGAGAUUCUUGAAGAUAGAGAUGUUCUGAGAGCAUUGGGAAGCUUGUUUCACCACUAGGGAACCCCACAUGAAAAAAGAUUGGAGACCUAGGGGACCUCAUGUGCAGGGUAGGCAGACGGCGUUCCUUUGAGGAAGUGGCCCAGAAAGUGCAUAAAGUCUGUUUAAUUCUGUUCAAGAAGAUGGGUGCAGAUCCAGAAGACACCUUGUAGACAGCAGUCAGUGACUUGAAUUUGACUGUCUAUAAUUUGGCUCCAUAAGGGUUCAGUUAGCUGACUCAAGUACAUUUCAAUGAGACAUCAGAACAGAAAAGUCCUGGUCCCUUUUAUCCUGAUGUAUGUAACGAUUGCAUAAAUGUUUCUAAUGGUGUUCAGUGCAUCUGCACAUAGUAGGCAAGUAGUUGGCCUACAAAGAAAUUCUGUGUUCUAAGUCUGGAUGAUGCCACCAAAAAAGGACACACAGACAGUAUUUUAUUUUUAAAAGAAUGGUCAUUGCUUUUAUUUCAUUUUCCAAACGUAAAUGAUGGUAUACUGAAGCAGUUGAUCCUACACCAGAAAGGGUUGGGACAAUGCCUGUAGCUUGACAACAGUUUCUUUUUUUAGAAAACCCCAGGGCAAAAAAUAGGCAAAACCCCAUAAGUCACAUGAAGAACAACAGAACACAGAAGUCAGAAUAAGAAAAAGGGUAAACCAUGUCUCACCAAUAGCUACAUACAUGCUCCGGAGCUGUACAACAGUUGAUUAUGUACAUGUUUUCUUUUUUCGCAAGACAUCUGAAACAAGUAUUGUGUUGUGUUGUAAUUCAUAUACCUGUACAGUUCCGUGCAGUAGUACUAACAGCAGUGAUACAAUAUUAAUUAAAACCACUCCCGAAUCAACAGGAGU
Molecule: messenger RNA, 2751 nt
Organism: Alosa alosa (allis shad)
Lineage: Eukaryota; Metazoa; Chordata; Actinopteri; Clupeiformes; Clupeidae
Exons: 3
Coding region: 87-965 (292 amino acids)
Source: RefSeq, a predicted model, not a curated record